Messenger RNA from Cricetulus griseus (Chinese hamster), 3309 nucleotides. Lineage: Eukaryota; Metazoa; Chordata; Mammalia; Rodentia; Cricetidae. The record is from RefSeq and is a predicted model, not a curated record.
AAGCAAGGGCCCGCGCCCGCCGCGUUCCGCUGCUGUCCUCUCUUUCCCUCGGCCUGGGUCUCUUGAGUGGCGGCGGUAUGGAGGAGGAGGUGGACUCCACCACCGCUCCAGACGGCUCGUGCGUGGUGUCGGCACAGGAGACCGAAAAGUGGAUGGAGGAGGCGAUGCGAAUGGCCAAAGAAGCACUUGAAAAUACUGAAGUUCCUGUUGGCUGUCUGAUGGUCUAUAACAAUGAAGUUGUGGGGAAGGGAAGAAAUGAAGUGAAUCAAACAAAAAAUGCUACUCGGCAUGCUGAAAUGGUGGCCAUUGAUCAGGUCCUAGACUGGUGCCAUCAACACAGCCGUAGUCCUGCUGAAGUAUUUGAACACACUGUACUGUACGUCACCGUGGAGCCAUGCAUCAUGUGUGCAGCUGCUGUCCGCCUCAUGAAAAUCCCGCUGGUCGUCUAUGGCUGUCAGAAUGAACGGUUUGGUGGUUGUGGUUCCGUCCUAAACAUUGCCUCUGCUGACCUUCCCAGUACUGGAAGACCAUUCCAGUGCAUCCCUGGAUAUCAUGCUGAGGAGGCUGUGGAGCUCCUAAAGACCUUCUACAAACAAGAAAACCCAAAUGCACCAAAAUCAAAAGUUCGGAAAAAGGAUUGUCAGAAAUCCUGAUGUUUUGAUGAAAGACUAGUACCCUUUGGAGACCUGGACAGAAUUCCCGACUGAGAGCCGUUGGCGUUGCUGGUCAUGUUUAUAUGUUGUUGUUAAUGUGUGGGAAAAUGGUGUCUCUCGUCAUUUGCUCUGUUAAGGGAACAAAUGAGCCCUUUUAAAGUCUGACAAAUGUAAACAACUAUUAGCUUUCCCAAGCUAAAAGAGUGUCUCAGGGAGGGGAAGGAUUAAGAUUUGAAGUCACAGAGAUCAGUAAGCAGUGCCCACCCUUCAGCCACAGCUUUAGGAAGCCAGAGCUUCAGAACAGCUUUAGGAAGCUGUUCGAGGGCUGGGGAGAUGGCUGAGUGACAAAGUGCUUGCUGUGCAAGCAAGAGGCCUUGAUCCCCAGUACCCAAAAAUGCCAGGCGGGCUUGGUGGCCCUACCUGCAAUUCCAGUGCUUAGAAGGCAGAGUUGUGUUUCUGAGAUCCCAAUGCAAGGAAGUUAGGUCGGCCCUUAUUGGUGAGCUCUGUGUUCAAAUGAGAGAUGCUGCCUCAGUGAAGAAAGUGAAGAGUGAUCUAGGAGGGCCCCAGGAUUCAACCCUAUACUUCACACAUGCACGCCCCCAACACACAAGUGUGUACAUAAGAUGCAAAUACAUAGUCAUACAUUGACACCACACACAUACACAAGUAAGCAAAAAAAAGAAAGAGAGAAAGAGAGAGAGAGAGAGAGAGAGAGAGAGAGAGAGGUCUUUGGAAGAUUGAUCAAGACCCAAACAGGAAGUAGAAGAAGGAAAGCCUUGGGCUUUGACUGAGUGUAUGCAAACCCAGUCCUGCACAUGACUCCACUAGGACAUGGGGACCUGGGCUCAUGCUAGUUUGUAAUAUGAUUUUAUAUAUAUGACUGUGUAUGUCAGGUAUUCGUGUGUGGGUGUGGAGGCAAAGGACAAUCUCAGGUGCCUUUCCUUAGAUGUAGCUCCCCCCCCCCAUCUCCUCUUUCUACUGUGUUUUUUGGUUUGUUUGCUUUUAUUUUUUAGGCUAGGUUUCUUACUGGCCUGAAAUCAAUCAUUCAGCUAGGCCAGCUGGCCAGGAAUGCCCAGGGUGCCACCGGUGUCCUCUAGGAAUUACAGACCUGCACCACCACACCCUCCCUCCCUCCCUUCUUUCUUUUAAAUGUGAUUUUAGGGGAUUGAACUCAGGUCCUUCUGCCACUAUACUGACUGAUAAUCUUCUCUCCAACCCUAGAACAUUGCUUUAAAGUAUUUAGACAAAAUGGUUGCUUUUAAAGUAAGUGCUUAAGGGUCAUUUUUAAAUCAUAGCACAUUGCUACAAUAAAAUUGUAUUCCUGACUUCUUUGACGAGGAGUAGUGUUAACUAAUGGGUGCUGGAGAGAUGGCUCAGGUGUUAAGGAUAUAUACCGCUCUUUCAGAGGACACAAGUUCAGUUACAGCACUGACACUGGCAGCUCACAACCGCCUGUAAUUCCAGUUCCAGGGGCUCCAGUACCCUCUUCGGGACUCCAUGGGCACCUACACUUAAAUGUGCACACAUUUCCACAAUUUACACAGACACACACACACACAUAAAAAAGUCUUUUUUUUUUUUUUGGUUUUUUUUCGAGACAGGGUUUCUCUGUGUGGCUUUGGAGCCUAUCCUGGCACUCGCUCUGGAGACCCGACUGGCCUCGAACUCACAGAGACCCGCCUGCCUCUGCCUCCCGAAUGCUGGGAUUAAAGGCGUGCACCACCAACGCCCAGCUUUAAAAAGUCUUUAAAGAUAAAACUCAAAAUGUAGUUCCUUAUAAUAGAACAACAGUUGUAUUGUGUAAGGGCCAUAUCUUCCUAGAACAAAACAAAGACAUUAUACUUCAAAACAAAGACCUUGUAUUCUCAUGAGAGAGAAGUGAACAAUUACGUGACUUGCUGGAGAAUGCUAGGUGCUGCUGGGCAUAGUGGUACACACUGCAACGCUAGCACUGGGGGGGCGGGGUGGAAGCAAGAGGAUCGUGACUUCCAGGCAAGCCUGAGCUGUGCAGGAAAAUACCCCCCAAAAUUACAGCCAGAUGAUACUUGGGAUAAGAAUGCAGGAAUAAUGGUUAUGGGGUGAAUAAAAUGAUUUCCUUAAUCCGAAAUGGCAAAGCCAUUACUCUUUCAAAUACAGCUGAUAAAAUUUAAAUUGAGUAGCUAAAAAUUUGACCUCAGAACAAAAUCUCCAAAAGGGUCACGCAUGCAGGGUGCAGUGUGCGUCUCUGCCCAACAGGGGGCCUCGCCGUUCCACCGCAGGGCCAGUGCCAGCGCUGCAGCAGUGGCUUUUCUUCAUUGCAUUCAAGUCCUUGAUGCAAAGCGGCUGUGUUUGUUGACUCUGCCAUUUGAGCACUGUCUCCGACUUGUUUGUUUUGAAUUACAUUACAAGCUGGAAUGUGAUUGUGGCAGUAGUAUUUUUAUAUUGCCCGGGGGGGGGGGUGGGGGGACACACACAGCUAAUCACAGUUACAUGCUUCAGGGGAUUUAUAAUUGCGUGGUUUUGUGCGGGUGUGUUUGUAAUGGCACUUUAGAAGUUUUAUGGGCAAAGAAUGCACACGAUUUUAAAUUUACAAUAAUGGGCUGUACACCUUCUCUUCGGUUUUUAUCUACUUUAAGAAAUUGUCUUCUCAUUAAAUUUUAGUGUGUUCCUUUUUGCA